UGAAGCUUGACUCCUUUUCCCUACCAUUUAUAAACAACAUUGAACUGCGCUACAGAAAAUCGAACUUCUUAGCACAAUAAUGGACACCAUCUCUUUCUUUGUUCUCUCAUUCUUAUUAUUAUCUUCUUCCUUGGUUCUCUCAUCAGUACUCUCAGCUUCUUCCACGGAAAGAGAAGCGUUGGAGAUCAUCAUCGGAGGCGGCGGAGAUGCCCCUAAUCCUCCUUCCCAUUAUGACCACCAUCCUCCCGUCAACUGCCCGCCUCCACCACCACCGCCGCCACCGUCCCGGCUGGAGAAAGCACGGCGGGUGCUUCUGAAAUUCGCCACCACAAUUGACGAUCCCAAUCGCUUUACCAGCAACUGGAAUGGUCCCAACCCUUGUCAGUACAGCGGAGUUAAAUGUGCAACUUACCCAAAUUCAAAAGAACAAGCAGUUUCAGGAUUAGAUUUCAACCAAGCUGGUUUCUCUACUGGUCAAGGUUCAAACUUGGGUCUCUCCGGAAUCCUGGACUCCAUUCCAGAAUUGACAUUCUUCCAUGUCAAUUCCAACAACUUCACAGGAUCAGUCCCCACACAAAUCACUAAAUACCCAUUUUUCUACGAGCUCGAUUUAAGCAACAACAAGCUCCAGGGUAGUUUCCCAAAGGAUGUUCUUUCUUCUAAGAAACUUAUUUUCGUAGAUCUCAGGUUCAACAACCUCACAGGACCAGUCCCUCCAGAACUCUUCAACAUGGAUCUAGACGUCAUCUUCAUCAAUAACAACCAACUCAGCAGCCACCUGCCAUGGAAUUUCGGAGCCACGCCUGCGAGAUACCUCACGUUCGCCAACAACAGAUUCACUGGACCCAUCCCAAGUAGCAUAGGAAAUGCGUCAAACACGUUGACCGAAGUUCUGUUCUUGGGAAACCAGUUUUCAGGGUGCUUGCCUUACGAGAUUGGGUUCCUGAAAAAGGCCAUAGUGUUUGAUGUAAGCAAGAACUCAUUGACGGGUCCAAUCCCAGAAUCUUUCGCUUGCCUACAGAAGAUUCGCUUCUUGAAUUUAGCUCACAACAAAUUCUACGGCGCUGUUCCAGAAUCAGUGUGCGAGCUUUCUGGGAUUCGCAACGAUGGGAAUCUUACCUUAAGGGAUAACUACUUCACUGAAGUUGGACCUAAAUGCAAGAAGCUGAUAAAAUCGAAGGUGCUUGAUGUGAGCCGGAAUUGCAUAAAGGGGCUUCCCAAUCAGAAAUCGCAUGAAGAAUGUUACAAGUUUUUGUCUUACGUGAAGCCAUGUCCGAACGAAUGGUCUCUCAAGAUUGUUCCAUGCAAGAAACACGAUCCCAAGUAUGAUCAUGAAACGUCUUCUUCUCCAGCGCCUGUGACUUACGAGUCUCUGAACCCGACACGGCAUCGUUUAAUGUGAGCCUAAACAUGUUGGGUAGGUAUUGUGUUUGGGCUUGCAUGUAUCUUCCUUCUUUAGCUAAUAUAUUUUUAUUUUGUGGUAAGUUUUAAUUUCUUCUUUGUUUUGUGCAUCAUUAAGGUAGUGAUCUAUGAAUAAGCAGCAGUGUAACCAAUUUGAUUUCCUCAAGUCUAAGAUGUUCAAUACAUUUCUGU
This is a messenger RNA of Neltuma alba, 1593 nucleotides long. RefSeq lists its product as uncharacterized. Gene Ontology annotation, molecular function: protein binding. NCBI's taxonomy places the organism in Eukaryota, Viridiplantae, Streptophyta, Magnoliopsida, Fabales, Fabaceae. The record is from RefSeq and is a predicted model, not a curated record. The transcript has a single exon. The coding region runs from base 80 to 1402 and encodes 440 amino acids.